Drosophila navojoa is the source of this 3907-nucleotide messenger RNA. It is a transcript of the gene Srpk79D, whose product is annotated as Serine-arginine protein kinase at 79D. Gene Ontology annotation, cellular component: cytoplasm; nucleus. NCBI's taxonomy places the organism in Eukaryota, Metazoa, Arthropoda, Insecta, Diptera, Drosophilidae. Gene Ontology annotation, biological process: peptidyl-serine phosphorylation; regulation of mRNA processing; spliceosomal complex assembly. The record is from RefSeq and is a predicted model, not a curated record. Gene Ontology annotation, molecular function: ATP binding; protein serine/threonine kinase activity.
CCGAUAGGCGGUCAGAGAGUUCGUGUGCGGCGCACUGCGAAGUUACAACCGGAUAGUAGAAGGUGUAAUCUAGAAAUACAUAUUAUUUCUCCCUAAUGCUGGGCCAAAAUCGGGCACCUAAAAAUGUUAUGUGAAACCGUAAAUGGGGAGCAAAAUUUAAAUUAAUCUGCAUUCGAAUCGGAUUGAACGGUAAAACGAAGGAACAAUAAAACGUAACCCAAAUUCAAUACUCAAGUGGAGGAAAAAUUAGCCGCGUUUGUGUCUGUGUAUGUGUAGUUUACGCUCGUGUAUGUGUGAAUUUUUCAUGCGCAAUUUGGGUUACAAAGCAAACAGACUAGCGAAAAGCGAAAAACGAAAACCGAAAACUGAAAAACGGGUAUUAAAAUGCAUUAAAACACGUUCGACUGGGAAGGUCCUCAUUGAUUUUCCUACGCACAGAAGUAUGCAACACAAAGCAAAGUAAUCGGGGAGGCGAUGGCAUGGACUGCGAGUGCAAAUGAGGUUGGAAACUCUCUGGCUGCAUUGGGAGCGUAAGUGCCCCAGCAACAGCAACAACAACAAAGACAAGAACAAGAGAGGGAAUAGAGACAGGGAAAUCGGCAUUGAGCAACAAAGGACAAUCAGGAUGUGGACGGCGGCUGGGAUAUCGGCGCCAUGUAGCUGCUAACCAAGGCGACGACCUUCCAGAAACAGCUGCAACAGCAUAUAAAGAAGUGCAACCACAGAAAAAGGAGUGGAGUGACGACGAAGACCUGAAAGAGGACUCCCUCUCUCUCUCUCUCUUUCUCUCUCCCUCUCUCUCUCUUGGGGAGCUUCGUUCAUAUUGCAGGCGCAUUGCCAAGCUGCGGGCACCUUGCCAAACUGGCUCCCGUUCUGCCUAGUAGUGGCAUGGCCGGCCUCGUGAGCGGCGGUGGCAUCAGCGGCGGAGGAAGCGGUGCCAGCACGGGCGGCAGCUACAAGCACCAGAACCACAACCAGAGCCAGCACCAGCACCAGCACCAACAUCAACAUCAUCUCAUUUCGCCCACCCAUACGUCGUUGAGCCACGCGCAUACCCUCACCCACACGCUGCCCGCUGGCAUAUGCAGCAGUGACAGCGGCAUCUCGACACUAAGUGCCAUCUCGCCGCCCCUCUCGGCGGGCAAUUCCGUCUGCAGCACGACGGCGGCCGGCGGCAACACGGCCGGCGGCAGUCCUCAGCUGCGCACCUCGCCGGCCCUCAGCAUGCUGGGCAGCGGCACGGCAACGGCGAGCGGCAAGGCGCAGACUCAGACGCAAACGCUGAGCCCGGCGGGCAGCGGCUCCCCGAACUAUCUGAGUACGAUGAAGCUGCUGGGUCCAGCUGCCAGCAUUGACCUGGGCAGUUCGCCGCUCUCGCAUCGCAAUUACAGCAACUCGCUGAAGGGCUUUAGUUUCAGACGCAGCUUCGAUGACAAGAUCAUCGCUCCGCCCUUCUUGUCCCACGCCCACGGCCUGGGAUUUGGCGGCGCGAAUGCACCAACAGCUGCGCCCACGCCCGUGCCCAUACCCUACCCACAGUUCCAUCCGACGGCGCAUCAUCAUGUGAAUAUGGCUGCGCCGGUGGGGACGAGCGCCCAUCAUUUGCACUUGCAUCACCAUGGCACAGGAACGGCGCAUCAGCCGCUGUCGCUGGGCACGCUGACGUCUUCGCAGUCGACCACGAAGCUCUCCUAUCGGGACGACUUUCUUCAGCAGAUUGGCUACCUGCCAACAACACGCAUCUACAGCACCCCGACGAGCAUCGUUGACGAGGACAAGGCCCAGCAGGACUUCCUCUCUCUAUCACUCUCACCGCCCCUCAACCGGCGGCGCGACAUGCCGGCCCUCCGAGGUCCUUUCGUCAGCCUGUCGGAGCCCCGCGGCACGCUGAGCACCACUGAUGAAAUUUACCCAGACUCGCCAGAUAGUAGUCUCUACGGCUCCGACGAAGAGCAGGAGGAUGCCUCGCAGUACUGCCGUGGUGGCUACCAUCCGGUCGUCAUUGGCGACAUAUUCGACAAUCGGUUUCGGGUUGUGCGCAAGCUGGGCUGGGGUCACUUCUCCACGGUGUGGCUAUGCAGAGAUCUAAAAGACGAGAAGUAUGUUGCUCUUAAGGUGGUCAAGAGUGCUCCCCAUUACAUAGAGACUGCAGCGGACGAGAUCCGACUGCUGGAGGCUAUCCGCGAUGCAGAUCCGCUCGAUGUGAAGAGAGAGCGGAUCGUCCGGCUUCUGAAUCACUUCACGGUGCGCGGCGUGAAUGGCGUGCAUACCUGCCUGGUGUUCGAGGCGCUCGGCUGCAGCUUGUACAAGCUGAUCGUGAAGAACAACUACCAGGGACUGGCCAUCGCACAGGUGCGCAAUAUCAUCAAGCAGGUGCUGGAGGGACUGGACUACUUGCACAGCAAGUGCAGCAUUAUUCACACAGACAUUAAGCCCGAGAACAUUUUACUUGUGAUUGACAAUGCGGCGGCCAUGAAUCAGCAGAUCGAUGACGAAAUCAACAGUCUCCGCGUGAAAGGCGUCGACUUUCCAGAUUCGUACAUCAGCUCGAUCGAGAAGCAGACGAAGACGAGGGCCAGGUGGCCGCUAAUCGAGCCGAAUGGCUCGACGACCACGAGCAACAGCACGGCGAACAACUCGACUUCAUCGACGCCGCUGGCUGCAGUGGUCAUGUCCUCGCUGGACAAGGACGACACCACCACCUCGUCGACGCUCAACUCCAACACCACAUCCUCGCUGGCCUCCAAGUACUCAAGCCUCCUGGGCGACAGCGAGUGCAACGGCGUUGGCUUGGUCAGCGUGUGCGGCGUCGAUAGCCCCACAAUCGGAGGCCCUACGAAUUUAAGCAAUCGUUAUCGUGCUGAGAAGAAAAUCACUGCCAAGUCUUCUAUUGACCACGAUGAGGACACAGACACCGAUACCCUCGGUGACAAUAGCACCAUUGCCAGCGACACGCCUACCGACCAAGACGUUAGUCUUAGCAAGAAUAUCGUUACCGUUCACUCAGACAAGAACCAGAGCCAGACCCAGAGCCAAUCCUAUACGCACACGAUACAGUCGCUGAUCAACAACAGCAAUGUGAGGGUGAAGAUUGCCGAUCUGGGCAAUGCCUGCUAUGACUACCACCAUUUCACUGAGGACAUACAGACGCGCCAGUACCGCUCUAUCGAGGUGCUGCUAGGUGCGCCGUAUAAUUACACCGCUGAUAUUUGGAGCACCGCAUGCCUGGCCUUCGAGCUGGCCACUGGCGAUUACCUCUUCGAUCCACAUGCGGGUGAGUCUUACAGUCGGGACGAGGAUCAUCUGGCGCACAUUGUGGAACUGUUGGGAUCGAUACCGCAGUCGGUGAUCCUGCGUGGAAAACAUGGGCUCAAGUACUUUACGAGCUAUGGCAGCCUACGGAACAUUACGAAGCUGAAGCCCUGGAGUCUACUGAAUGUGCUCGUGGAGAAGUAUGACUGGGAUCCCGUAGAGGCAAAGAAGUUCUCCGACUUCUUGCUGCCUAUGCUCGAAUACAAUCCAGUCAUACGCGCAUCAGCGGCGGAGUGCUUGCAGCACCCUUGGUUGGAGCAGGAAGAGUUCGUCUAGGUGAAUAAAGGGGCAAGCAGCAAGCGGAAAGAUGCAAGGAUCUGGGAUCAAACAUCACUGAACAGCGGACAGAACAUACAUAUUUUAAUCUCGAACUCAUAUUUGUAGGAUUUUAUAUGCGAACAAGAUUGUCAUAGUGGAAUUAAUAUUACGAAAUAUAUAAAUAGAUAUACAAAUAUGCUAAAUUAGCGUUUAAGCGUGAGGGCAAAACACAAAAAGAUACCAUUUCAGAGCGUAGGGCAAAGAGUUUUCGAAACUUUUUUAAAUUAACACAAUUUUGUACUCGAGAGCUUUAAAAGAAAAAAAAAACUUUUUGCAA